AUUAUUAUUAUUAUUAUUAUUAUUUUGCUUUGUACAAUAAGAAACUUUGGCUAAAAGAGCAAAUAGGGAAGCAAAGUUCCUUUUGUGCUUGGCAAUGUCUAGAAUUAGUAACAUGUGUGUUUAAAUUUAAAACAACCAAAGAAAUAGGGAUAGGUUGGUGUCGUUAUGUGUUUGUUUGAUCUAGGCUCGAGUACAACUUGAAUAUGCUAAAUAAAGAGGCGGCGUCCAUGCUUUGUAGGUUGACCUAUGUGAUCAGAGGAUAUAUUGAAAAGACUGAAUACAUAUGCAGCCCCUUAAGUAAAUAUUAUUAAGGCUAUGUUAAUUAAAGGAGUUUGGAGAUUCACUUUCCUUUUUAUUUUACGAAGUGGUCUUUGUACAAUAAGAAACUUUGGCUAAAAGAGCAAAUAGGGAAGCAAAGUUCCUUUGGUGCUUGGCAAUGUCUAGAAUUAGUAACAAGUGUGUUUAAAUUUAAAACAACCAAAGAAAUAGGGAUAGGUUGGUGUCGUUAUGUGUUUGUUUGAUCUAGGCUCGAGUACAACUUGAAUAUGCCAAAUAAAGAGGCUUGUAGGUUGACCUAUGUGAUCAGAGGAUAUAUUGAAAAGGCUGAAUACAUAUGCAGCCCCUUAAGUAAAUAUUAUUAAGGCAAGUACGAAGAUGGUACUGCAAAAACAACUUUCCAACAGUACAGAAAUCACCAUAUAGCAAUUACGUACACCCAUCUCAACAACAAUAACAACUCAGUAUAAUCCCACACAUGGGGUCUGGGGAGGAUAGUAUGUACGCAGACCUAACCCCUACCUUGGGAGUAUGAGAGACUGUUUCCGAAAGACCCUCGGCACAAGGAGAUGAAAAAGAGGCAUGGAACAGUAACAACAUAGGUCAGGAAGAUAGUACUAACGACCUAAAAUUCAGAAAAAUAAAUGGAAAAGGCAAUAUGAACAAUGGAAAGGUACUAGGAAACCGGAGCAUAAAAAUAGUACAAACACAACAAGUACCACUAUCAAACUAAAGCAAGACACUAACAAACUAGCCUAACACCCACAACGGAGUAGAAAAACGCUCAACUACCUCAUACGACCCUAAUGCUCGCCCUCCAAGCCUUCCUAUCAAAGUACACCCAUCUCAAUGAAUCUAAAAAGUCUAAAGUAGAGAAGUCUUCUACUGUCUCUACUUACACCAUUGACAUGGCAGAUGCUGUGCUUUCUACUCAAUAUUUAGUGCGUGGAAUUGCAAUACGUCAAGCUCUACCAAUGCUUUUGCCGGAAUAUACAAAAUUUGCCGACAAUAAACUUUCACAAGAAAAAGAAGUAAAAAAAUAAAAAACCACUACUGCCAAUUCAAUUUUCAAACAAACCACAAAGCAACACCCCGGAACCGACCCCAACUCUUCAUCUCAACAAUGACUCAUAGGACCACCAAGAUUAUAGCUCGUCAAAUAGACUCCACCAUCCAAGUAUUGCCGGCGACAUUUUCAGUUUCUUCUUUUUGCCAUUUUUUUGCUUCCUCUUCUUUGUCUGGCCAUGCUUUUACAGAUGUUGGCCUUUUUUUCAAGCCAAAUCUGAUUUUUUGUUGUCACAACUGCUUUUCAAAAGAAAAUGAUCUGCUCCAUGGAUCUGGUUUUUGACAAGAAAGAACAAAUGCAACAAAGUAAGAGAUGAGUGAUAACAAAUCGGAAAUAAUGGAGCUUUACAGGAGAUCUUUCUUUUCGGUCAACAAUUAUUUUCUUAUAAAAAACCAUUUUGGCUUUUUUGAUGGCGUGUCGUUUUCUAAUUGGUUUCAUUUUCCACAUCAACGGCGAGUAAUAUUCACGCACAGUAGUUUGUCAAGUAUUGUCGAAUGUGUUCAAUAGAGAAAGUUUGGUUCGGGUUCAAGUGUUAAAUAGGUAUAAUCCUUAGUUUAGAAACAAUGAAAAAUUGGGCAAGUUUAAGGGGCCGCAUGUGUAUUCAGCCUAUUGACAACUUCUAGUUGAUCAUCAUCCCCGUAAACCAAUCCAUAUCAAGCUGUCUAAAAUAGAUUCAUCAUAUCUAUUUGUUUGUGUCAGAGUUCCGGCUUUGGGAUAAAAUUAUUUCUAAGUAUUUGACAUCUAUAUUACGCAGACUCAGUUACGGGUACGUCUUCGAUGCGGGUGUAGGUAUCCGGUUCGGUAGGUGCUGAUUUUAUUAGAAUAAUUAAAGAAUACGCAUGAACAAUCCAUGCCGUACACACUCAACAGGGGUGCUUCUAGGUCAAAAAUCUCGUAACAUAGUCUGAUAUGUAGCAGUUGAAAACCACAAUCCUGCUGGUUCUCCUGUCAUUUCAGGUCUACUGGGGUGCUCAUUUCUCCGCAGACGAAUAAGAGGGAACAAGCUAAGAUUUUUAAUCUCCACCAUGGUUUAGGAACUUUGUGAGUCAGGAAGAAGCAGUACUACAAAAUACUUGUUCAUGUCAUGCAUCAUCUGCCACAUUAAUGGAAACAUGAUCUUCAAGACUAAGAAGAGAUAGAUUUUUCUCAAGAUAAGUCACUCAUCCCCAUAGGAGUCCACUCGCCAACUGAUAGAAGUUGUCAGCUUUAUGGCGCGUGUCUAGUUCCUGCCAGUGCAUUUUUAGCCAUUUCUGAAUUCAUUUCUUUGUUGGACAAGAUUAUUUGUAUGGAGUGCUUUUUACGUAUUAAUUUGGUCUUAAAACUGAUCUGCAUUAUUGCUAUCGUAUUCUAUCUUGAAUUUUCCAAGAGUGGAAUUUGCCCCUUUCUGCUUUCUGUUACCCUUGAUUCUCUAAUUUUUCAGGAACUACAGCUUCGGAGGCACACUAUAAUUUUGCUAGCUUUCUUAGCAUCAUCAGGAAAAUGUGGUGUUGAGAUUCUGUUAAAUUAUAGGCUUCCAAAAGGAAAGGAUUUAUUUGCAAUUAUUUUGCAAAGCUUCGUUCGCGAUUUGGAUCUAGAAGAAUCGGAUACUGCUCAGCAGGCUGAAGUAUUCAAAGAGAGGACCUUGCUGAUGCGAGAGGUACUCAUACUCUUGAAUAGACUAGUCUCACAUCCCAAGUACUCCAGUCAUGUUCUGCGGGCAUUAACAAACAGUCGAGAGAAAGCAACUUUGACUGUUGAUAUAACAAGCAGAGUAUCCAGUAAGCGCAAGUUCUUGUGGCAGGAUGUUAGCAUGACUCGGCAGAUUAGGGAAUCCGAAAUCAUAGAUUUAGCUCAGGUGUUGAGAAGAAGAGUUUUCACGUUUCUUGGUGGCAGCAGCUAAUGAAAGAGGCAUGAAAACUUGAUUGAUCCUUGCUAGAAGUGCACUCACGCUUGAAGAACGGCUCAUGGAAAUAUUCGAGUUAUGGUACUUGACAGGAUUGAGCGUGGAGCAAAGUUGCAGCUUCUAUGCUGAAACCAUCAGCACUGAUCUGUUUGAAUGGGUUUUUCAGCACAAGCAUGCAUUUUUCGGUCACCCCACUGUAUAAGGUUAGUGUAAUUGUAGCAUUGUAUCAGCUUCUAUGUAUAUAUUUUAAAUGUAUGUUUGUCAUUGGCUGAAGAAUAAUGCUAGCAAUCGCAUUGAAUGUAUAAUGUUCGUGCUUCGGCGAACUACCUAAACUUGUCAUGUUUCAAAGCUCAAUUUAAUGCACAGAUGAAGAAGGAUCUACGGUUGAA
Nicotiana tabacum (common tobacco) is the source of this 3613-nucleotide messenger RNA. Lineage: Eukaryota; Viridiplantae; Streptophyta; Magnoliopsida; Solanales; Solanaceae. The record is from RefSeq and is a predicted model, not a curated record.